Messenger RNA from Rhinopithecus roxellana (golden snub-nosed monkey), 888 nucleotides. RefSeq names its product olfactory receptor 51A7. The transcript has a single exon. Gene Ontology annotation, cellular component: membrane. The coding region runs from base 1 to 888 and encodes 295 amino acids. NCBI's taxonomy places the organism in Eukaryota, Metazoa, Chordata, Mammalia, Primates, Cercopithecidae. The record is from RefSeq and is a predicted model, not a curated record. Gene Ontology annotation, molecular function: G protein-coupled receptor activity; olfactory receptor activity. Gene Ontology annotation, biological process: G protein-coupled receptor signaling pathway.
AUGUCUGUUCUCAAUGACUUCAAAGUCAAUCUUUUCCUUCUGAUUGGGAUCCCAGGACUGGAACAUGCCCACAUUUGGUUCUCCAUCCCCAUUUGCCUCAUGUACCUGGUUGCCAUCAUGGGCAACUGCACCAUUCUCUUUAUCAUAAAGACAGAGCCCUUGCUUCAUGAGCCCAUGUAUUAUUUCCUUACCAUGUUGGCUGUCUCUGACACGGGCCUGUCCCUCUCCUCUCUUCCUACCAUGUUGAGGAUCUUCUUGUUCAAUGUCAUGGGAAUUUCACCUGAUGCCUGCUUUGCUCAAGAAUUCUUCAUUCAUGGAUUCACUCUCAUGGAAUCCUCAGUACUUCUAAUUAUGCCUUUGGACCGCUUUCUUGCCAUUUACAAUCCCUUAAGAUACAGUUCUAUCCUCACUAGCAACAGGGUUGCUAAAAUGGGACUUAUUUUAGCCACUAGGAGCAUUCUCUUAGUGCUUCCAUUUCCCUUCACUCUAAGGAGACUAAAAUAUUGUCAAAAGAAUCUUCUGUCUCACUCAUACUGUCUUCAUCAGGAUACCAGGAAGCUGGCCUGCUCUGACAACAAGAACAAUGUCAUCUAUGGCUUUUUCGUUGCUCUCUGUACUAUGCUGGACUUGGCAUUGAUUGUUUUGUCUUAUGUGCUGAUCUUGAAGACUAUACUCAGCAUUGCAUCUUUGGCAGAGAGGCUUAAAGCCCUAAAUACCUGUGUCUUCCACAUCUAUGCUGUGCUCGCCUUCUAUGUGCCCAUCAUCACCCUGGCUGCCAUGCAUCGCUUUGCCAAACACAAAAGCCUUCUUGUUGUGAUCCUUAUUGCAGAUAUGUUCUUGUUGGUGCCGUCCCUUAUGAAUCCCAUUGUGUACUGUGUAAAGACUUGA